AUGAGGUUACGAAGAAGACCGUCGCCUCUACUCUUGCUCCUUAUACCCGCACUCGCCUGCGCCGCCCGAUUAGAGAAAAGAGAGGAUGCUACACCCGUCCAGCAGGUGCCUCGAGAGGUGCUCACACGAGAUUAUACUGCCAUAUCGUCGAGGGCAGCUCUAUCGCCAACCGUGAGACCGGACCGAGGCACAAAAGAUGCGCCAGUUGACGGACUGGAUGGCAAACCCAAGAGUGGGCCUUUCGUCGACUACUCGCGCGACAGACCGAAGAAAGUGCCUGCAGUAGUGGAAGACCUGUCAGUGUCCGCGACGGCCUCUGCGGCCCCCAAGGAUGGCAAAUCUUCGAAAGUUCAAGAUUUCAACGUAAUGGACGAUCGCGAUUUGAAGGAAGCUAAAAAGGGCCCCACAGGGACUGAGGGUGGUGUGUCGGAAAAGGACAGGCAUCGCUUGGCCCAAGAGAAAGAGACGGGAGGCAAGGUGGAGAAGGUACCUGAUCCGCCGAAGGAGGCGCCGCCACUGCCGCACAGUGAGCAGGGAAGGAUAACGGACAGUGAGAAAGGAGACACGAAAACAGCGGAGGGCUCGGAAAAGAAGAAGGGAGCACAAGGAAUGGAGAAACCAGCCGACCUUCCAGACACACCCCACGAUAUCCCAAUGCCUGUACCUCCAAGUCUUCCGAAAGACGACGCCCUUAAGACUGAACCACCAAAAUCAAUCUCCGGUACAUCCCCGCCUUCACUGCCCGAGGAGGACACAGGCGGCGUCAUCCAACCCUUCCACUCCUUCGUUCUCGCCCUCACCAUGAUCCUAUUCUCCGAGGUUGGCGACAAGACCUUCCUGGUUGCUGCGCUCAUGGCAAUGCGCCAUCCCCGCCUUGUCGUCUUCUCCGCCGCCUUCUCCGCACUCAUCGCCAUGACCGUCCUCUCCGCGAUCCUCGGUCACGCCGUACCUACUCUACUACCUGAACGAUUUGUACACUUCCUGGCUGCAAUCCUGUUCUUAGUGUUUGGAGCCAAGCUUAUGAGAGAAGGCUACGCCAUGUCCGCAGACGAAGGCGUAGGCGAGGAGAUGAAGGAGGUAGAGAUGGAGCUAGAAGAGAAGGAACACUUGGCUCGUCGCAGCAGCCGCAGAAGGUCGUCCAUCUCGCCCUACGCCCUCGAGGCGGGUCGUGGUCGCCGAGAACGUUCGAACUCAAGGCUACCGGCCCCGGCGAGAAGUCCCUCGUCUUCGACUUCUCGCUCACCAUCACCGAGCGGCUCGUCCUUCAAGAACGCGCUGAGUGGCUUGAAUAAUCUGCUUUCUCUACUACUUAGCCCAGCUUGGGUGCAGACGUUCGUCAUGACGUUCCUUGGCGAGUGGGGUGAUAGGAGUCAGAUCGCGACCAUCGCGAUGGCGGCUGGACAGGAUUACUGGUGGGUCACUGGGGGCGCGAUCUGCGGACAUGCAGUUUGCACUGCCGCUGCAGUAAUUGGCGGUCGAGCUGUUGCGGGACGGGUGAGCAUGAAAAAAGUCACACUCGGCGGAGCAUUUGCCUUCAUCGUCUUCGGCGUUAUCUAUCUGGCCGAGGCAGCAUACUCCUCCUAG
This is a messenger RNA of Coniosporium apollinis CBS 100218, 1584 nucleotides long. RefSeq lists its product as uncharacterized. NCBI's taxonomy places the organism in Eukaryota, Fungi, Ascomycota, Dothideomycetes. Gene Ontology annotation, molecular function: manganese ion transmembrane transporter activity; calcium ion transmembrane transporter activity. Gene Ontology annotation, cellular component: fungal-type vacuole membrane; Golgi apparatus. The record is from RefSeq and is a predicted model, not a curated record. Bases 1 to 1584 code for a protein of 527 amino acids. Gene Ontology annotation, biological process: manganese ion transmembrane transport; calcium ion transmembrane transport; Golgi calcium ion homeostasis. The transcript is spliced from 3 exons.